AUGAUGCUGUUUGAUUUAAAUUCUGGAUGGAAUGAAGUGUCAUCCGGCGUCGGCGUCGCCUCUUCCUUCUUAGCCCGUCCUCUUCCUCUUCCCCCGACUUUCGCUCUAGCCUCCACCCAGAUUCAAGAAUGCUCUGGCCUCCACCGCCUCCUCCUCCCUCCACAACGACUGUCGUCGCCUUCUCCCCCACCACAACCUCAGCAAACUCGUGAACCCAAACCCGAAUUGCAAGCCCUAAUUCGAGAAUUCUCUGUAAAUUCUUCUGCUCAUUCUCAAUGGAAGCAUAUUAUUGGAAGCGAUGGUGGCAAUAAGGAAAAUAAAGCCCGCAUUCAAAGGAUUAUUGUAGCUGGAAAGGCUCUUGCAAAUGUGGUCCGGAUUGGGAAGGAGGUUAUUGUCUUCAAACCAUCUAAGACUGAGAAGCAUGUGAGUGAAUUCGCUUCAAAGUUACCUUCUUCAGAGGUUCCUGCUUCCACUGUUGGUGAUGGCAGGAUUCAUUGUGGGUCAUUGUGGGAAUUCUCUGUAGAUUCGGAAAACCCAAGUGCCCAAACUCCCCUUUUUGAGGAAGAAAUGGUAGAUACUGUGGGGGUGUGGGUUCACGGGUUUGUGCCGGCACAAAGGUGGUGGAGGUGCCGAUGGUGUGCCGCACUGUUGUUGGCUGGAGAAGAGAAAUCGAGGUUUCUAGCCACUGCUAAGUCCAACCAUAGUCAACUCCAGCAUCGACAAAAUUAG
Molecule: messenger RNA, 729 nt
Organism: Fraxinus pennsylvanica
Lineage: Eukaryota; Viridiplantae; Streptophyta; Magnoliopsida; Lamiales; Oleaceae
Source: the annotation of a GenBank genome assembly